GGGGCACGGGGACGCUCCAGGGAUUGGGGAGGGCAAUGAGCCGUGAAGCCCCAGCAACUGCUCGCCUUCACCCUGUCACGCGCGGUGCGCCCUGAUUCUGAGCGGUUGACUCAAACCCAGGCUGCGAAAAGGUCCCUGCGCCGUUGCCCACGAGCGAGGUGUAGCCUUUCGGUCAGGGAGGGAGAACUCGGACGGAUCGUUGACGUCAUUUGUCUCAGUAUAGCCUCUUGGUUAGGGAGGGAGAACCCGGAUGGAGCGUUGACGUCAUUUGCCUCAGUGAAGGGAAGGAGCUGGGAUUCACACCCAGAUCCUUUGCGGUUCCAAAUCGCAGACUGUUUUAAGCAUAAUCGUGCCUGUAACAAGAAACUAGGAUCUUCAUCUCUUUGUGUUUAGUGACACCUUCAGGUUUUUGGACAUGUUUUUUUAUCCACCAUUUCCUUCCAUCUUUUCUGAAUAUUUUAGGGUGAUUUUGUAAGUUUUAGAAGCUGAUGGUAUAACUGAGGCUUCUUGAUACUUUGUUGACACUAAUGUUUUUUGCUCAGCAUCUCCAGGAGACUGUAGGGGGUGGGGUGGCUCAAUAAAUACCUGGAGCAUCCAGCUGCCUUGACAGGUUAAUCCAAGGUGGGGGAUGUGUCUUGAGAGCCAUUGACAAAAAAAGCCACAUCCCAGAUUACGGUACUGUAUUUCCUCGCUGGUUCCUGAGACUGAGGACACGGGGGAGCAGUAGUUGGUUAUUAGAGGAGGCUGGUACAGCUGUGAAACCCCCCGUCUGGGGUCCCAGCAGUUUCCUCAUCAGAAAGUGGACAAGCCCAGUCAGGACUGUGGAUGAGGCAGAGUCCCUGGGAAAGGAGUGCAGAAGUCAUCAUGCCACAGCAGCUCCUGAUCACCCUGCCCACCAAGGCCAGCACCUGGGUGAAGUUGCACCAUCCAAGGAAGGCCAAAGAGGGGGCGCCCCUGUGGGAGGAUGUGACUAAAAUAUUUGAAGCAGAAGCUCUGCCAUCUCAGCAAGUUGAUGAGUCCCAGGGAGAAAGUUGCAAGGAUGAAAUGACUCCUGGGCUCCUGACAGCGGGAUCCCAGGAACUGUUAACCUUCAAGGAUGUAUCUGUGGACUUCACUCAGGAGGAGUGGGGGCAACUGGCCCUUGAUCACCAGAAUCUCUACCGGGAGGUGAUGCUGGAGAACUAUGGGAACCUGGUCUCAGUGGGAUAUCAACUUUGCAAACCUGUUGUGAUUUCCCAGUUGGAGAAAGGAGAAGAACCAUGGCUGACGGAGAAAAAGAUUUCGGGAGGUUCAUGUUCAGACUUGGCGAAUAAAACAGAAACCAAAGAAUCAACCUUAAAGAAUGAAAUUUCAUGGGAAGAAUUACAUUCUGGGCUGAUACAGGAAAGGUCCACAAGGAGAAGCACCUUGUAUUCUACAUUGGGAAGAGUCUCAAAAUGUGAUAAAUUAGAAAGUUACCUGGAAAACCAAGGUAGAUCACCUGAGGGGCCAAUCCCCUCAAUCCAUAAGAAAAUUCUCACUCAAGAGAAAAGCCAAGAAUCUAAGCAAUUUGACAAAAAAGUUAAUUUUAGCUCAAAAAUUACCCCAGGACUAACAGGCUCUUCAAGAACAAAAGACCAUAAAAAUGACACACCUGGAAAGAGAAACAAAUGCAAUUUAGAUUUGAUUAAUCAUUCAAGGAGUUAUACAAAAAUGAAAACCUUUGAAUGUAACAUUUGUGAAAAAAAUUUCAAACAACUCAUUCAUCUUACUGAACAUAUGAGAAUUCAUACUGGAGAGAAACCUUUCAGAUGUAAGGAAUGUGGAAAAGCCUUUAGCCAAAGUUCAUCCCUUAUUCCCCAUCAAAGAAUCCAUACUGGUGAGAAACCCUAUGAAUGUAAGGAAUGUGGGAAAACCUUUAGACAUCCUUCAUCCCUUACUCAACAUGUUAGAAUUCAUACUGGAGAGAAGCCCUAUGAAUGUGAGAUAUGUGAGAAAGCCUUCAGCCAGAGCAUUGGACUGAUCCAGCAUCUGAGAACUCAUGUUAGAGAGAAACUAUUUACAUGCAAAGACUGUGGAAAAGCAUUUUUCCAGAUUAGACACUUGAGGCAACAUGAGAUUAUUCAUACUGGGGUGAAACCCUACAUUUGUAAUGUAUGCAAUAAAAACUUCAGCCAUAGCACAUACCUAACUCAGCACCAGAGAACUCAUACUGGAGAAAGACCAUAUAAGUGCAAGGAAUGUGGGAAAGCCUUUAGUCAGAGAAUACAUCUUUCCAUUCAUCAGAGAGUUCAUACUGGAGUGAAACCUUAUGAGUGCAGUCACUGUGGGAAAGCCUUUAGGCAUGACUCAUCCUUUGCUAAACAUCAGAGAAUUCAUACUGGAGAAAAACCUUAUGACUGUAAUGAGUGUGGGAAAGCCUUCAGUUGUAGUUCUUCACUUAUUAGACACUGCAAAAUACAUUUAAGAAAUUCCUUCAGCAAUGAUACAUGAAGUAUAUGCAGCAUUAGAGAAACCAUAUUGGAGCAAAAGCCUCUAAAUCAAUGGUUUCCUAACCUUUAGAUUUUAAGAACGAUUAUGUUUUAUUAUUUCCUCACAAUACUUCAGAAAUGAAUGAUUGGAUAAAUGUUAUCAACUGCUAAUUUUGCUGUCUUAAAAUUAACAACUUAUUAUCAGCAUUGUUUCAGAAAAGGGAAUUUUAAUAUUUAAAAAUGUAGAAAAGAUGUAAUUAUGAUAAAUAGCCCAUUAUAGUGAAUUAACACUAUGAAAAUCUGCCAAAGUUGUCUUUACUUUUUACCUUUCACUAUGGACAAAUGAAAAUUUCAUGGCAGGUCAGUGAUCUGGGGAUUGGCCAUUGAGAAUCACUGUUUUAAAUAUCCCUUUAACAAAUCAGAAUAAAAUAUAGCACAACCUUU
This is a messenger RNA of Ictidomys tridecemlineatus (thirteen-lined ground squirrel), 2894 nucleotides long. It is a transcript of the gene Zfp69b, whose product is annotated as ZFP69 zinc finger protein B. Lineage: Eukaryota; Metazoa; Chordata; Mammalia; Rodentia; Sciuridae. Gene Ontology annotation, cellular component: nucleoplasm. The record is from RefSeq and is a predicted model, not a curated record. Gene Ontology annotation, biological process: regulation of immune system process; regulation of cytokine production; negative regulation of transcription by RNA polymerase II. Gene Ontology annotation, molecular function: DNA-binding transcription repressor activity, RNA polymerase II-specific; RNA polymerase II cis-regulatory region sequence-specific DNA binding.